CCGCCCUUAGUCAUCUGUAGAACGGUUUCCGGGGUGAAAGGUCAUUUUCUGUCGCUUCUGAAGAUGGCUGAGAUCGCGUUGUAGUGUCCAGCUGGUGGUCGCGUUUCGGUCGGUACAAGGAGGCUGUCGGUUCGGCAUCUUCCGCAGAGCUGUAGUCCGUACACUCGCAGCAAUGGCUGCCGUCGGUCUGAAGAGAGAAGGUCCUCAGUUUAUCAGUGAAGCGGCAGUGAGGGGGAAUGCCGCUGUCCUCGACUAUUGCAGAACAUCGGUUUCUGCACUUUCCGGAGCCACUGCCGGCAUCCUCGGCCUCAGCGGCCUGUACGGAUUCAUCUUUUACUUCCUUGCCUCUUUUCUCCUCUCCCUGCUUUUGGUGUUAAAGUCUGGACGCAGGUGGAACAAAUAUUUUAAAUCGAGGAGGCCCCUUUUUACCGGGGGGCUCAUCGGUGGCCUCUUUACCUACAUCCUGUUCUGGACCUUCCUAUACGGCAUGGUGCAUGUGUACUGAGGUCUGCCGUGUGGACCUGCCUUUCAGGAACACUCUUUUUAAAUGGAAUUCACAGACCCCUGCCCAAGAAUGAAUCUGACCCAGAGCGUUCCUUCUCAAUGAAUUCUUCUGCCCGGUUUCUGUUAGUAACUUAUCAGUUAUGUCCUCUUUCCUCCAUUAAACCUGUUCUAGGCUUCUGGAUUUACUCACAUCUUGUCAGAUGAUUCCAUGACAUGUUAAUUCCCAGGAAAGCGAUAUAGAACAGUCUCAACUAUGCAGUAAUGUGUACGAUGGGUCAUGUAUGUAUCCCCAGUGUAAUGUUUCUAGAGCUUCUGCUCACAGUAUGGACCUCAAUCGCUUGGUAAAAUUCUCAGCUGCUACUUCUGUGACUUGACCAGUAUAUCGAAUCCUAGCUGUAUGUGCACAUAUAUGUUAAUUAAAUAAAGCUAUACAAAAGGGGAAA
Messenger RNA from Bufo gargarizans (Asiatic toad), 947 nucleotides. It is a transcript of the gene EMC6, whose product is annotated as ER membrane protein complex subunit 6. The record is from RefSeq and is a predicted model, not a curated record. The transcript is spliced from 2 exons. Gene Ontology annotation, biological process: protein folding in endoplasmic reticulum; autophagosome assembly. NCBI's taxonomy places the organism in Eukaryota, Metazoa, Chordata, Amphibia, Anura, Bufonidae. Bases 173 to 505 code for a protein of 110 amino acids. Gene Ontology annotation, cellular component: EMC complex; endoplasmic reticulum; membrane.